CCGGCUGCUCCGGGGGUCGAUUUCCAGUGCCCGCGCUCUGGUUUGCUGGAGCCGGAUUUACGUGGUCAACCUCGAGUCGCAAAACGCUUCCUGGGAGAAGGUUAAGUUGUGUGAGGUCAAGGUCAAUGCAAAGCUGUAGUGUAAGAUGCCUUAUGGUGACACCGAAGCGCCGGCCAUGGGUGUUGGAGGCAAAGGACUCAGCGGGCCUUGCUGCAAAAAACUGAAGUCAGCGGAAGGGCCCUGCGCUCCCUGCCGCUGCAGUGGCAGAGCUGACUUGCCCGGAGUCCAGGAGACGGCCCCUGGAGCCGCCCCUGGAGUCCCAGCCAGCAACCAUCCUCAGAGAGAGAGGAGCAGCCCCCUGGGUGGGGCAGGCCCGGAGCCCGACGUGUUGCCUCAUGCUCCCGUGGCUGGUGUCGGCCCCCAGAUGCCCGCCGAUGAUGGCAUCUACAGCACAAGCAAGGCAUUCAUAGGCCCCCUUUACAAACCCCCCGAGAAGGAGAAGAAGGCGGGUGACAGGAAGAAGGACACGGGCCGCCGUGGGAGGGUCCCAGGAGGGCGGGGCGAGAAGCCCCUGUCGGCCACCCCCAAGCCCGAGUUUGACAGCGAGCUAUGCCAGUUUUACAGAGAAAUCGAAGAGCUGGAGCAGGAGACGGAUGACGUGGGCGCCGGGUGUCAGGCUCCCGCUGCCCCUGUGCAAGAACAGCUGACCGCUGGCCAAGACCUGCGGCGCGGCUUCCUCCGAGCAGCCGAGGAAGAGGAGCAAGGCCAGCUCAAGGCCCUGAGUGCCACCAGUCAGCAGCCUGUGGGGCUCGAGCCAGGAAGCUACCCUGACCAUGACCAUGGCCAGGCGGCCUCGCGGCCCCUCUGUGAUGGGCCCAUGACAUCCUUUCCACCCAUUGGGCGACCGGUGCCUCCUUUCCUUGUGCCCCAUGGCUCCCUGCCGCCGCCUCUCCCCACCUUUAACUGUCACUUAAACUUCCGACGGUUCCACCCCCUGCCCUACCCCCCACUUCCACACCCUGCACUGCACAUGUUCCCGGCCCACGAGGGCUCCCCGCUGCGGGGAAAUGGCUGUAGCACUGGUCCCCCUGGCUGGGGGUGCCCUGCUCCGGAGCGGCCCAAUGAGCACCCUGACUGUCUUGGUGGCCACAGAGGCACGCCUCCCUGUGGGGGUGUGCCCGGCCUCCCCGAGGGACUUGGGCGCAACAGUCUCGGCGGAGCCACUGAGGGACACUGGAUGGACCUGCCUCUGGACAGGUGGCCCGAUGGGGACCUGCCUGUGGACAGGUGGCCCGGAGGGGAUCUGCCUCUGGACAGGUGGCCCGAUGGGGACCUGCCUGUGGACAGGUGGCCCGGAGGGGAUCUGCCUGUGGACAGGUGGCUCGGAGGGGACCUGCCUGUGGAUGGGUGGCCUGGAAGGGACCUGCCUGUGGACGGGUGGCCUGGAAGGGACCUGCCUAUGGACAGAUGGCCUGGAGGAGACCUGCCUGUGGACAGGUGGCCCAGAGUGGAUGUGCCUGUGGACAGCUGGCUGCCUGGGGUAGACCUGCCUAUGGACAGGUGUCCCAGAGCAGACGUGAUUGGGGACAGGUGGCCCAGAGGGGACAUGCCUGUGGACAGGUGGCUGCCUGGGGUAGACCUGCCUAUGGACAGGUGUGCCAGAGCAGACGUGACUGAGGAUAGGUGGCCCCGAGGGGACCUGCCUGUGGACAGCUGGUCUGGAGUGGACAUGCACUUGCCCCCACCCCAGCAGGCUCAGGAGGAAAAGCUUGAGAAAUGGCAGAAGUUGCUUAUCCUCCUGCGGGGCCUGCCUGGAUCUGGGAAAACCACACUGUCCCGGAGUCUGCUUGGUGAGAGCCCUGAGGGCAUCGUGUUCAGCACCGACGACUACUUCCGCUGCCAGGACGGGUAUAGCUACAAUGCGAAUCAGCUUGGCGAUGCCCACGACUGGAACCAGAGCCGAGCCAAAGAAGCGAUCUCGCAGGGCCGGUCUCCAAUUAUAAUAGACAACACGAACACGCAGGCCUGGGAGAUGAGGCCCUACGUGGAGAUGGCCAUAGGACAAGGAUACAGAGUAGAAUUUCAUGAACCAAAAACUUGGUGGAAAUUUGACCCUGAAGAAUUAGAAAAGAGGAAUAAGCAUGGCGUGUCUCGGAAGAAGAUCGCCCAGAUGCUGGAGCGCUACGAGUUCGACGUGUCACCCGCCCUCGUGAUGAACGCUGUGGAGCCCUCGCACAAAAGCGCGCUGAGGCCGCCUCCUCCCGAGUGGAGACCGAGGUGGGGGGGCCCUCUAGGCUCACACAGCCAAACCGAUGUCCCCAGGGAUUAUUGAGCGGGCUCUGCCCACUUGGCGCACGGGUCGCCUGUCCUUAAAGACAAGCAGGCAGGCAGACAGACAGACUUAGUGAGCCUGGCCUGAAGCCUAACUAGCCGCGACUAAAAGACCACAUCGCCUCACAGAGGAUGUGCCCAGCAAGUUGUUUACAUUUUAAACUGUAAAUAAAAAUGAUAUCUCAACUGUA
Echinops telfairi (small Madagascar hedgehog) is the source of this 2522-nucleotide messenger RNA. RefSeq names its product NEDD4 binding protein 2 like 2 (gene N4BP2L2). Gene Ontology annotation, cellular component: nucleus. The coding region runs from base 146 to 2332 and encodes 728 amino acids. Lineage: Eukaryota; Metazoa; Chordata; Mammalia; Afrosoricida; Tenrecidae. The record is from RefSeq and is a predicted model, not a curated record. The transcript is spliced from 6 exons. Gene Ontology annotation, biological process: negative regulation of transcription by RNA polymerase II. Gene Ontology annotation, molecular function: transcription corepressor activity.